Molecule: messenger RNA, 688 nt
Organism: Lagopus leucura (white-tailed ptarmigan)
Lineage: Eukaryota; Metazoa; Chordata; Aves; Galliformes; Phasianidae
Product: olfactory receptor 10AG1-like
Biological process (GO): G protein-coupled receptor signaling pathway
Cellular component (GO): membrane
Molecular function (GO): G protein-coupled receptor activity; olfactory receptor activity
Source: RefSeq, a predicted model, not a curated record
CAAAAUGCUGGUGUGUUUCCUGAUGGGAGAUGUCCGGAUCUCCUUCUUUGGCUGUGCUGCCCAGCUGUAUUUCCUGGUUUUGCUGGGAAGCACUGAGUGCCUUCUGCUGGCUGCCAUGGCCUACGACCGCUAUGUGGCCAUUUGUGACCCCCUGCACUACAGCCUGGUGAUGAAUGGGGGGUUCAGUCAGCUGGUGGUUGGCUCAUGGAUGGCUGCCAUACCAAUACAAGUGGGCCAGACCUAUCAAGUGUUCUCCCUGCCCUUCUGUGCAUCCCAUCACCUCCAUCAUUUUUUCUGUGACGUCCCCCCUCUGUUGGAGCUGGCCUGUGCAGAUACUUUCUGGAGCCGUGUGACCCUGCACGCUGUCAUCCUGCUAUUUGCCGUCCUUCCCUUUUCCAUCAUCGUCGCUUCCUACAUUAGAAUUAUCGGGACGGUUCUGAAGAUGCACUCUGCUCCGGGCAGACACAAAGCCUUUUCCACCUGCACCUCACACCUCACGGUGCUGACACUCUUUUAUGGCUCAGCCAUGGUCUUGUACUUCAAACACCGCUCCGCAGACACUGACAAAUACCUUGCCCUGUUUUACAUGGUUCUGGCCCUGGUGCUUAACCCUGUCAUCUACAGUAUGAGGAAUAGGGAAGUGAGGAUCGCCCUGAGAAAACUCCUGUGGAGAAAGUAAUACUCAGAG